AUGUCCUCUGCUCAUGAUGCCACCACCAAGAUCUCCAUUGACAAGUUUGACGGCGACAACUACGCGACGUGGAGCCGCUACAUGCGUGGCGUGUUCCUGACCAAGUCGGCGUGGCACGUGGUGAACCGGGAGACGUCGCCGACCUACGCGGACGAUCGCGCCAUGGACGACUACGUCAAUGCCAACAACAUCGCUUUCGGACUGAUGUUGCUGCACAUGGACGCAGACUACCAUCACAUCGUCGAUGACUGUGAAGAGGCGUGGAUCGCGUGGGCGCGUUUGAAGACGCUGCACGGCGGGUCGCAGAAGGCUGGACGCAUCUACUUGAAGCGCCAGCUGUUCAGCAUGGAGAUGGCGGAAGGCGGCAAUGUGAUGCAUCAUUGCAACGAAGUCCUCAACAUCAGCGCGAAGCUCAGCAGCAUCGGCGCCAAGAUGGAGGACGAGGACGUGGCGAUCUGCUUGUUGCGCAGCCUCCCCAAGAGCUACGAGAACGUCGUUCUCAACUUGGAGAUGAGCAGCGCGGAACUGCGAUCGCGAGACGUCGUGAGAGUGCUCACGAAUGAGCUCAUCAAGAGGCAAGGUGACAAGACGACAUCGGUGAAGACUGAAGACGCGGCGAAGGCGUUCAGUACCGAGCGUGAACCUCGCCAGUGUACAUACUGCGGAAAAUUGGGGCACACGGCGGAGCGGUGCUGGACCAAGCAGAAGGACGAAAAUCAAGAUGGAGCUCGACGCGGCAGCAACAAUGCUCGUGGACGCGGAGCCAACAACGUUCAGUGGCGAAUCAACAGCACCUACGACGACAACUACGAUCGAGUUGCAUUCGCGGUUUCGCUGCAGGCUGGACUUUCGACGGGCAAGAAUAUGCCAGGGAUGUGGGCAGUCGACAGCGGUGCGACGCAUCACAUCUGCAACGACAAAGCCAAGUUUGCAAGCUUGAAUGAGCGAGAGGAAGGCGAACUAUCAGUGGCUGAUGGCAGCAAGGCUGCGAUCAAGGGUGUGGGAACCAUCAUGGAACGGGUGGUUCUGCCCAAUGGUGACGAACGCGACAUCGAGAUUAAGGACGCACUGUUCGUACCAAGUAUGAGCAAGAAUCUGCUUUCGGUGCCACAGAUCAACAAGGCGGAUCUCGUCGAUGGACUUUACUGGCUGCGGACUCCUCAACGAUCGGCAAAUGCAGCAACACGCAAUGGGACUAUCGACUUGCAUGCGCGCAUGGGUCAUGCACCCCUCGAAGUUCUGCGCAAGAUGGUGGCCACUGGCAUGAUCAAGGACGCCAAGGCACCUCUCAACUCGACUGGUCCAAGUGUGUGUCGCGGUUGCCAGCAAGGAAAGAUGGUCCAAAAACCAUUCCCAACCAACCGUGACAAACGCCAAUAUGGUGUGUUUGAGUUGCUGCACUUCGACAUCUGCGGGCCAAUGGAACAAGUCUCGAUCGGCGGCAGCAAAUACUUACUGCUUGUGGUUGACGAAGCUAGCGGUUGCAUGAAGGGCUUCUGUCUGCGGUCCAAGUCUGAGAGUGAAGACUGUAUCAAGAACCACAUCAUCAAGAUUCAAACUCAGUUCGGCACGAAGAUCAAGUUUGUUCGGCACGAUGGAGCGCAUGAGUUUGCGACCAACUCCAUCAAGACCUUCUACGAAGAUCAUGGUAUCGAACAACAGAUCACGGUGCCGUAUGCACACCAGACCAACGGCACCGCAGAACGCGCGAUAAGGACCAUCGUCACGAUCGGACGCAGCUUGUUGCAUCAUGCAAAACUGGAGAAGUGUUUCUGGGCUGAAGCGGCAAUGACGGCGAUCUACAUCAAGAACCGCCUGCCUUCACCCAAGAUCGACCACAAGACUCCGUUCGAAAUCGUGUACAAGUCGAAACCAAGUGUCAAGCACAUGCGCGUGUUUGGAUGUCGGGCGUUUAUCCUGACACCAAGGUGUUGUAAGUGCAUGAUGUGUUGUAACUUGAGCGCGAGGCGAAGAGAAAACGAAGCGGAGAGACCGGAGAGAACGAAGCAGAGAACACUUGCUCACUUGAGGGAGGAUUCGAAAGUGAUUGAUUUAUAG
Messenger RNA from Peronospora matthiolae, 2058 nucleotides. The record is from the annotation of a GenBank genome assembly. Lineage: Eukaryota; Oomycota; Peronosporomycetes; Peronosporales; Peronosporaceae.